AUGGCUGAGAACAGAAGAGCUAUUGCGGUGGUGUUCUUCGGAGUCGCCAUGUGGACUAGUUUGCAUUUCACAAUUGCCUAUGCAUCUUCUCCUCCUCCUCUUUACGAGUUCAAAGAUGCCCCUCCUCCUCAUGUCCCACCUCCCCCGAUUUAUGUAUACAAGUCUCCGCCUCCUCCAACUUAUAUACACAAGUCUCCACCUCCUCCUAAAUAUGUUUACAAGUCUCCGCCUCCUCUGACUUACGUGCACAAAUCUCCACCUCCUCCUACAUAUGUUCACAAGUCUCCACCUCCUCCGAGUUAUGUGCACAAGUCUCCCCCUCCUCCCACUCCUACUUACUCUCCACCUCCUCCUACUUACUUGCACAAGUCUCCUCCUCCCCCCACAUAUGUACACAAGUCUCCACCACCCCCUACUUAUAUACACAAGUCUCCUCCUCCCCCUACAUAUGUGCAUAAGUCUCCACCUCCACCUUUUUACCUACACAAAUCUCCCCCUCCUUCUCCUUAUGUAUACAAGUCUCCACCUCCUCCUUUUUACUUGCACAAGUCUCCUCCUCCCCCUACUUACAUACACAAAUCUCCUCCUCCCCCUACAUAUGUACACAAGUCUCCACCUCCUCCUACUUACAUACACAAGUCUCAUCCUCCCCCUACAUAUGUACACAAGUCUCCACCUCCCCCUACUUACAUACACAAGCCUCCUCCUCCCCCUACAUACAUGCAUAAGUCUCCACCUCCUCCUAUUUUCUUACACAAGUCUCCCCCUCCUUAUCAUUACAUAUAUAAGUCUCCACCUCCUCCUAUUUACUUACACAAGUCUCCACCUCCUCCUAAAUAUGUACACAAAUCUCCUCCUCCCCCUACUUAUUUGCACAAAUCUCCCACUACACCUAAACACUUACACAAGUCUCCACCCCCACCCAAAAAUAGUGUAAAGCCAGGAUCACCCUAUUAUUAUAAAUCUCCACCACCUCCUCACCAUGAACACCAUGAUCAUCACCACCAUGACCACCAUCACCAUGACCACCAUCACCAUGACCACCAAAUUACACCCCCUCCACAUUAUUCUUACAAGUUUCCUCCUCCGCUCCACUAUGCAUCACCACCAUUUCCUGCCCACAAAUCGCGAUCACCUUUCCAAAAGUAUCCUCCACCUCCUCAUCACGUCCAACAUGCUAGAUUUUUGUAUUCCACAAUUGUCCAUGCUUCUGCCCUUCCUCCUCUUUAUGAAUUUAAAGAUUCCCCUCCUCGUGUCUCACCUCCCUUGAUCUAUGUAUACAAGUCUCCACCUCCUCCAAUCUACAUACACAAGUCUCCUCCCCCACCUUCUUACAUAUACAAGUCUCCACCUCCUCCUAUUUAUGAGCUUGACUAA
This is a messenger RNA of Cryptomeria japonica (Japanese cedar), 1377 nucleotides long. RefSeq names its product extensin-2-like. NCBI's taxonomy places the organism in Eukaryota, Viridiplantae, Streptophyta, Pinopsida, Cupressales, Cupressaceae. The transcript is spliced from 5 exons. Gene Ontology annotation, molecular function: structural constituent of cell wall. Gene Ontology annotation, biological process: plant-type cell wall organization. The coding region runs from base 1 to 1377 and encodes 458 amino acids. The record is from RefSeq and is a predicted model, not a curated record.